AUGGCAGUGAAUCGCAUCCCCGGUCAUAAUAUCUUCGUUGGAGGUAUAUUAUCUCUGAAGAACAAAGCUGCUCUCGAAAGGGAAAACAUUACUCAUGUUCUAUCUGUGCUACGUCUCGGUUCUGAUGAAAUAUUCUCAUCUUAUCAACAUCAUAAAAUUGAUGUCGAUGAUGUCGACUAUGAAAAUCUCCUGGAGCAUUUCCCAGCUGCCAUCAAAUUCAUUCAGUCGGGUCUAGAUGGCGGUGGCGGUGUUUUCGUACAUUGUGCGAUGGGCAAGUCCCGAUCUGCAACAAUUUGCAUUGCCUAUUUGCUCCACCAGCAGCGCGAUGAAGCUUCAUUUACACCGCAUGCCGCACUGGAACUUGUCCGAGAAGGACGACCACUUUGUGAGCCUAAUGAUGGUUUCAUGCAACAGUUAGAACUUUACCAUGAGAUGGGAUGUCCAGACGACGUCACAGAGCACCCAAUCUACCAAAGAUGGUUAUACCGUCGAGAGGUCGAGGAAAGUGUAGCAUGUGGCCGUGCCCCAGAAAUGGAGUCUGUGCGUUUUGAAGACGAUCAACCUUCAAUCCAGCAAGCUCAACCAACUCCUGAACGUGAAGUGGAGCUUAAGUGUCGCAAAUGCCGACGAGGAAUAGCAUCGAGCAAGUACAUCAUUUCACAUGAAGAGGAAAAGCGUGAGAACGCCAAGGCAAGAUCCAACGUAGAAUGCGCGCACAUCUUUUUACAUCCUAUGAAAUGGAUGCGCUCAAGCCUGUACCCAUCCGCUUCUGAUUCGAACCCGAACGCACAAUUUACCGGAGAUGCACCUUUGUCCGGGCGCUUAGCCUGCCCAAAUCCUACUUGUGGAGCUAAUAUCGGAAAAUUUGCAUGGCAAGGUAUGCAGUGCAGCUGCAAUAGCUGGGUCGUGCCCGCCAUCGGCCUGGCGAAAGCUCGUGUUGAUAUCAAACCCCUGGCAUCAGGCAACCUCCCCCCGGCCGCACUUGGUAUCCGUCUUCCCCCGGCGAUGCGGUCUACUGAACCUAAUCAGCCCGGUUCAGGGCGUGGAAACCUCUGA
This is a messenger RNA of Penicillium angulare, 1056 nucleotides long. It is a transcript of the gene dspC, whose product is annotated as dual specificity phosphatase YVH1. The transcript is spliced from 4 exons. Lineage: Eukaryota; Fungi; Ascomycota; Eurotiomycetes; Eurotiales; Aspergillaceae. Gene Ontology annotation, biological process: protein dephosphorylation. Gene Ontology annotation, cellular component: nucleus. Gene Ontology annotation, molecular function: protein tyrosine/serine/threonine phosphatase activity. The coding region runs from base 1 to 1056 and encodes 351 amino acids. The record is from RefSeq and is a predicted model, not a curated record.